Molecule: messenger RNA, 1161 nt
Organism: Aspergillus heteromorphus CBS 117.55
Lineage: Eukaryota; Fungi; Ascomycota; Eurotiomycetes; Eurotiales; Aspergillaceae
Product: NAD(P)-dependent alcohol dehydrogenase
Exons: 2
Coding region: 1-1161 (386 amino acids)
Molecular function (GO): oxidoreductase activity
Source: RefSeq, a predicted model, not a curated record
AUGCGGGCUUGGACAUACACGCAAUCCGGCCUCCCAUCGCAAACCCUCGUCCUCGACGAUGAGGCCCCCGCGCCCUCACCGGCCGACCUCGGGCCCGACGAGCUCCUCAUCGCCGUCAACUACGUGGCCCUGAACUCGGGCUUCACGACCCUGAUGCGCUCUCUCCCCGCGCAGCCCUACUCCCUGCCGCACAUCUACAACCGCCAGAAGCGCCUGGGCGUCCCCGAGUUCGAAUUCUCCGGGCGCAUCUUGGCCGUCGGCUCCGCCAUCCCCUCCACGAGACCUGACCUCCUCCCCUCCACGCUCGUCCUGGGCUGCUGUGCUGCUAAACGCGUCUUCGUGCAGGGUCAAGGCGCGCUGGCGGAUCGGCUCAUUGCCCCGGCCGCUCAAGUGAUCCCCUUGCCGCCUCCUUAUACUAUCCCCACCAGCCCCACCACCCAAGAUGACGAAACCCUAACACCAGUACCAGCACCACCAGCACGAGCAUCGAUAUCCCUCCUCGAAGCCUCCGGCCUCAGCGCGUGCGGCUGCACCGCCAUCCAAGUCCUCGACCUCACCAAGCUAGUCGCAGGCGACACGCUCUUCGUCAACGGCGGCAGCACCAGCGUAGGCAUGCUGAUCAUCCAAGUGGCGCGACACGUCCUAGGAGAGACCGGCACGAUCGUCGCAUCCGGCACCGACGCCUCCCUGAUCCGGUCAGUCGGCGCUGACCAAGUCAUCGACUACACGGCCCAGCACCCGCUGCACGAGUACCUGCGCGCGCACCACGCGGACCGCCCCUUCGACGCCAUCAUCGACUGCGUCGGCGUCACCGACCUGUAUACCCACUGCGAACCGUACCUUGCGCCCGGCAAACUGUUUGUCAAUCUGGGCGCCAUGACCGCCAAACCUACCCUUUGGGGCUUGGUGGGGUUUGUCUGGAAUCAGCAUCUGCUGCCGUUGUGGCCGGUUCGGUUGGGGGGGGUGGAUAGGUCUUAUCGGUUUUAUAGUGCGAGGCCGGAUCGCGCGACCUUGGGGAGGGUUCUGCGGUUGGUGCAGGGCGGGGAGGUGAGGUUGGUGGUUGAUUCCGUGUGGGAGAUGGGGGAUGUUAGGAUGGCUUACGAGCGCAUGGAGAGUAAGAGGGCAAAGGGGAAGGUUAUCAUUCGGGUGCAGGAGGAGUGA